UGGCGGGGGCGGGGCCGGCUGUGUCGUGGGAAAUUGGCUGAGCCGCGAAGAUGCUGCUGGACUUGUCUGAGGAGCAUAAGGAGCACUUGUCUUUCCUGCCGCAAGUGGACAGCGCGGUGGUCGCCGAGUUUGGGCGGAUUGCGGUGGAGUUCCUGAGGCGAGGAUCGAACCCUAAAAUCUACGAAGGCGCUGCCAGAAAACUCAAUGUGAGUAGUGACACUGUCCAGCAUGGCGUGGAAGGACUAACAUAUCUCCUCACUGAGAGCUCAAAGCUUAUGAUAUCUGAACUGGAUUUCCAAGACUCUGUUUUUGUUUUGGGAUUCUCUGAAGAAUUAAACAAAUUAUUGCUUCAGCUUUAUCUGGACAACAGAAAGGAGAUCAGAACUAUUCUGAAUGAAUUGGCACCUGACCUUCCUAGUUACCAUAGCCUUGAAUGGCGACUGGAUGUACAGCUUGCAAGCAGAAGUCUCCGGCAACAGAUUAAACCAGCAGUGACUUUGAAGCUACACCUUAAUCACAGUGGAGAUCACAACACCAAAGUUCUGCAGACAGACCCAGCCACCCUGCUUCACUUAGUUCAGCAGCUGGAGCAAGCACUGGAGGAGAUGAAAACAAACCACUGUCGGAGAGUAGUCCGCAACAUCAAGUAGUACCUGUUUUAAGAUUUUAGUUCUUUUUUGUUUUUGUUUUUGUUUUUUGAGACAGGGUCCCACUAUGUAGGUGAGA
Molecule: messenger RNA, 726 nt
Organism: Fukomys damarensis (Damara mole-rat)
Lineage: Eukaryota; Metazoa; Chordata; Mammalia; Rodentia; Bathyergidae
Gene: Commd2
Product: COMM domain containing 2
Exons: 5
Coding region: 51-650 (199 amino acids)
Source: RefSeq, a predicted model, not a curated record